AUGCCCGAACAGCUGAACGUUAUUGCUCUGAUAUCAGGCGGGAAGGACUCACUAUAUACCAUCUUGCAUUGCAUGAAAAAUGGACAUAGAGUUGUAGCACUCGCGAAUUUAUACCCCCCACCUCGCCUAGGACAAGAAAAAGGGAAGGGAAGUCUUGGUUCAGAGGAGGAAGACAAAGAUCUGGACAGCUACAUGUACCAAACGAUUGGGUACAGCGUGAUUCCGCUUUACGAGGAAGCCUUGGAAAUCCCUUUAUUUCGGCAGGAGAUUCGUGGGCGUGCAGUAAAUACGUCUCGAGACUAUCAUCAUCAGGCUUCCACAGGCAGAACAGAGCAAGAAAAAGACGAAACAGAGUCGAUAUAUCACCUGCUUCAGCAGGUUUUAAAGGCCCGUCCGGAAGUGAAUGCUGUUUGUGCAGGCGCUGUUCUGUCCACGUAUCAAAGAACCAGGAUUGAAAAUGUUGCGUUACGGUUGAACUUGACACCUCUUGCGUGGCUGUGGAUGUACCCGUAUCUUCCCGCACCAUUACACUGCCAGAAUGCGGCGGCCACCACGGCCAGAGUGCCGAUUACGGGGUUGCUCGAUGAUAUGGCUGCGUGUGGCUGUGAAGCGAGAAUAAUAAAGGUAGCAAGCGGUGGGCUGGAUGAGAGUGAUCUAUGGGGCGACCUCGUAAGUCAAGAUUCAACCGUUAGGAGGACUAUUGUCAAAAGACUGGGGCGAUUCUUAGAUGAAGGUGUUGAAGCCGCUGUGUUAGGCGAGGGAGGGGAAUACGAGAGCCUUGCUUUGGACGGACCACGAUUUUUAUGGAAGAAAAGGAUUCACGUUGGUUCUGUGGAUAGAAGAUUUGGAGAUGCCGGAGCGGCAUUCUUAUCCCUCAAAGGUGCCCGGUGUGUCGAGAAAGAGGCUUUUGACAAUGGCACAGGGUGUACGCUGGGUGAUGUAAGGGUACCUUGGAUGUUUGAUGAUGAAUUCAGGAAACUUCUUGAUACCGUGAAAUUGAACGAGGUUAAGCGUGCCGUUCCGAUAUAUCGGAAAAUGGAAGAUAAACAAUGUAGGGGAUAUACGCUACAGUAUAAGAAGUCCAGAGGGCAGCUGAAUGUCUACAACCUCGCUGCCCCUGGAGCUGGGGGUGGAGCUUCAAAGCAGAUGCAUGCGAUUAAGGAUAAGCUAGCAGUUCUCUUGGGUGCUCAAAAGAAGGAGGAAGGAGAAGGAUUAACUCCGGACGACGCAAUCUUUAGCACGAUUUUACUUCGAUCGAUGGAUGAUUUUUCUGCUGUUAACGCUAUAUACUCAAGCCUCUUCACCCGACCCAAUCCCCCAGCCAGAGCCACCGUCGCUUGUGGAGACAGUAUGCCUACUGGAGUUGAUAUAAUGAUAUCCUUUACUUUCUACCUAGGCCUGAACACGCUUUUGCAGGCCCUCCAUGUCCAGUCAAGAUCUUACUGGGCUCCAGCAAAUAUAGGACCCUAUUCCCAGGCUGUGUAUGCCCCAAUGGAGUCGUCUUCUGGUCAAAUACUAGCAGCGGGACCUGUUUACAUUGCUGGCCAAAUACCACUUGACCCUAGCUCGAUGCAAAUAUAUUCCCCUACUGGAGAGUCAGAGAGCGAGCAGUCGUUAUUCCUCUCUCAGGCUGCUUUAUCUCUACAGCAUCUAUGGAGAAUAGGCAGGGCAAUGGAAGUGCGCUGGUGGAUGGGAGCUGUGGUGUUCCUGUCUGCUCAUGCUGGCGUACAGUCUAGAGCUGCUCUAGCGUGGGAUAUAUGGAAACGGAUGAACGAAGAUCACCAUACAGAGGACAAAGAAGAGGACGAUGGUGACUCUUCCACGUUUGAUGUCUGGCAUAUGAAGUAUGGAGGACAAUAUAGUCAGCCUAAGAAGGAGGUGACUAUGCUGCCAAUACCAGACUUCGAUAUUGUCCAGGGAACGUCCGUUAUCCCGUCUUUUUUUGCCAUUGAGGUUGACGAGCUUCCCCGAGGAAGCAGUAUCGAAUGGCAGGGCCUUGGAUUAAAGGGAAGCAAUGUUACUCUAUCUUACGACCAAGUUGAUGAUUUGAGGGUCCUGCAUGCGUCUGGAUCUGAGUUUGGCUGCUAUACAUCCAUAUCGAUUGUGGCGAAGCAUGAUGUUGAUCUAGAAGCCUCACUGCGAAAAGCAGUGCAAAUUGCCACAGAUAUGUCUCAUGGAGGUGUAUUUUCCCAUAUGGCUCUCUAUACCCCUCAUGGAGCCGAAUUUGAAGCAUGGGAUGGCCAGGUGAUACCAUGUAAGGCUGUGUAUGGCUGUGCAGCAGAAGAGCUUGUGGCCGCUCUUAUCUUUCAAACCAGUUCGCCAUGA
Messenger RNA from Trichophyton rubrum CBS 118892, 2325 nucleotides. Its product is annotated as diphthine--ammonia ligase. Gene Ontology annotation, molecular function: diphthine-ammonia ligase activity. The transcript has a single exon. Gene Ontology annotation, biological process: protein histidyl modification to diphthamide. The record is from RefSeq and is a predicted model, not a curated record. NCBI's taxonomy places the organism in Eukaryota, Fungi, Ascomycota, Eurotiomycetes, Onygenales, Arthrodermataceae. The coding region runs from base 1 to 2325 and encodes 774 amino acids.